AUGAGUGACGUCCGAUUGGCUGCAGCUUCCUCCACCGUGUCCACGGUAGCAGGAUGCAGUUCCCAUGGAUACGAGCCUCCGGCCUUCAUCCUGCCUCCUCGUAACGCCCGGGUGGUCCUGGGAGGAGACGCCCGCCUGGAGGGGAAGGUGCGAGGUCAUCCUGAGCCGCAGGUCACAUGGUACAGACAAGGGCGGGCUGUGAUUGGUGGAGAGCGCUGCCUGGUGGAACGAGGUGGGCGGGGCACCUUCAGCCUGAUGGUGGGCGGGGUCACAGAAGAGGACGUGGGCAGGUACACCUGUCAGGCAACCAAUCAGGCGGGGAGCCGGCAGGUUACCGUAGAGAUCCUUCUGGAAGAGCCUUGUGGGAGGAGCUCGGUGCUGCCGUUCUGCCUGAAGCCAGGGUGUCGCUCUGCGGUGAACCGGCCCGGCAUUUGGAGCGAGAGUCCUCCCAGGUUCAUCACCAAACCCAGCCGAGUGUUGGCCAAACUGGGACAGAGCGGGAAGUUUACGGCCAAAGCAACGGGACGCCCGCAGCCCCGGGUCACAUGGUACAAGGAGGAGGCGGAGCUUCAGUCAGGAGGGCGGGUCAGAAUCUAUGAGCUCGCCGGCCUUCACCUCCUGGAGAUAAAGGAAGUGUGUGCAGAGGACGCAGGAAGUUACAGGUGUUCAGUCACCAGCAGCGCUGGAUCAGCGACCGCCAUCGCUGAGCUCAGCAUCCAGGGUGAGCCGACCAAUCACUGCCACCAUGUUGACCCACCUGAGGACUCCCAGACCAGAACCAGGAGCCCAGCUGCCAGUGUUCCCAGUGCUCCCAGCUCCCCUGGACAGACAGCAGCUUGGGGGAGCAGGCCUCCAGCUCAGCUCCCCCUGCUGGCAGAGAGGAGAAGUGCAGCUGUGCAGGUGCAGCCGGUCGGUCCGGAUCCGGUUCAGACCGGUUCAGUCCAGCAGCAGCCGGCUGGUUCAGGCAGCAGCAGGGCUGUGAGGAGGUCCACAUCGGGGUCCAACCUGCGGUUCGAGGCCGUUCCUCUGGACCAGGAGGCCACAGAGGGGACACAGGUCGUGUUCACCUGCCAAGUCUCCUCUGAUGCUGUUGCCGUGGUGACCUGGCUGAGGGGUGGGGACCAGGUGAGGACAGGACAGCAGAGACAGGAUGGCAGCCGUCUGACUCUCACCAUGGAGAGAGUGAGACAGGUGGACCGGGGCACGUACAGGUGUCAGCUGACCACUGCCGAUGGACUGACCGUCAGCUCUGCAACAUGGAGGCUCCGAGUCCACGGCAGACGGCAGGGUGGCAGGUCAGAGGUCACAGCUCUGUGUGAGGCUCCUCGAUUCAUCAGAGGCCUCACCGACCUGAAGGUGAUGGACGGCAGCAGAGUCGCCAUGACGGUGGAGCUGAGCGGUCACCCCCCUCCGGACGUGGUGUGGCUUCAUGAUGGGCAGGAGGUGAAGGAGUCAGAGGACUUCCAGCUCCUGAGGGAGGAGGGCUGCUGCACUAUGCUGAUCCAGGAGGUUUUCCCAGAGGACACCGGCACCUACAGCUGCCAGGCCUGGAACCAGUACGGGGAGGACCGGACCGAGGCCCGGCUCACUGUGGAGGAGCCUCAGGAUGGCGUCCAGCCCUGGUUCAUCACAAAACCCAAAGCGCUGAGCGCCGUGACGGGUCAUCACGUCCUCCUGUCCUGCGCCAUCGCCGGAGACCCGUUUCCUCAGUACACCUGGACCAGAGCCGACCGGAGCCGACCUCUGACCUCCGGAGGAGACUUCGAGGUGCUGCGGAAGGAAGACGUGGUCUCUCUGCUGAUCAGACGGGUGAAGCAGCACCAUGCUGGAGACUACGUGAUCCGCCUGAGGAACAGUGUUGGAGAAUGCAGCGCUGUGGCCCGUCUGUCUGUCUCUGGACCAGCAGGACACCACACCAGAACAGACAGAAGAAAAAGGAACUGGGAAUACUGGGAACUAUGGGACGAAGAGGAGGACGAAGAGGAGGAGGAUGAGUGUGUCCUGACUCUCUUGUUUCACUUUGUUUACAUCACUCUCUUCAUUCUCUCUCUCUGUUCCUCCAUCUGUGUCUGUGCCUGGACGCCCAGCCCUGCAGGAGGAGCAGCAGGAGGAGGAGCAGCAGGAGGAGGAGGAGAGGAGCAGAGAGGCAGCAGCAGAGCGCUCAGUCAGCAGGAGGAGGACCAGGAGCCCUGUGAGAAGCUGCACCAGGUGAAGAAGAAAGAGGAGGACCAGGACUCUGCUGCUCCUCGAGGCCUCCUCAGACACUGUGUGGAGACCAGGGAGCGAGGUGAGGAGGAGCUGCGACAGAGGGAGGCGCAGCAGCUGGACUUCCGCUCGCUGCUGGGACGCCGAGCUUUUCAGAACAUCCAUCAGGCAGAGGAGCCGAGGGAGGCCGAGCAGCACCAAAUGGAUUUUAAGGCCAACCUCAAGGGGGUCAAACCCAAGGCGGAGGAGAAGACCAACUCCUCGCCGCAGGUCGACUUCCGCAGUGUGUUGGGGAAGAAGGGCGCCGCCGGCAGCAACGGCAACAAGCCCGCCGACACGCCUGGGAAGAACGCCGCCGACUUCCGUUCCGUCCUCGCCAACAAGAAGAAGCCCGCGGGCCCAGAGAAGAACGGGGAGAGCGGGAAGGUCAACAACAACUGCGUGGACGGAGGGAUUAACGAGAAGAAGAGCGCCGCAGGAGGAGGGCCGGUGCCGGAGUUUGUUGAGAAGCUGAGCGAUGUGACGGUGCUGGAUGGCCAGCGGCUGCAGCUGCAGUGUCGCCUCGCCGCUGCUGACGCCACCGUGUCCUGGACGCUGGAUGGGAAGCUCAUCAAGCCGUCCAAGUUCAUCGUGCUCGCUAAUGAAGGCGGCCUCUGUUCUCUGACCAUCGACAAAGCUCUGCCCGAGGAUGAAGGCCAGUAUAAAUGCAGAGCUGAGAACCCGGCAGGCAGAGCUGAGUGUUCCUGUACGGUUCUAGUCGACGAUCCAGCAGAAAACUCUCCGGCAGACAAAAAGUCCAAGAAGGCGACUCCGACCUCAGAGAGUGAAGCCAGAAUAAAGAAGCCGACUGCGAAGACUCCUCCCAAACAAGCCCUGCCUCCUCAGAUCCUGCAGUUCCCAGAGGACAUGAAGAUCCUGGCGGGAGAGAAGGUGGAGAUUCUCUGCAAGUUCUCUGGAGCUCCGCCCAUCAACUGCACCUGGCUGAAGUUCAGGAAACCAAUCCAGGGCUCGGCUGACAUCUCCAUCUCCAGCAGUGACAGCAGCAGUAAACUGACCAUCAGCAGCGGGCAGCAGGAGCACUGUGGCUGCUACACCAUCGAGCUGAGGAACAGCUUCGGCCUGCGACAGGCUGCUCUCAACCUCACCAUCGUCGAUAAACCCGACCCCCCAGCAAAGGUUCCUGCGGCCUCAGAUAUCCGGCGCUCCAGCCUGACGCUGUCGUGGUACGGGCCGACCUACGACGGAGGCAGCGCCGUUCAGUCCUACAACCUGGAGAUCUGGGACUCUGUGGAGCAGCAGUGGAAACACCUGGUUUCCUGCAACAGCACCUCCUACAACGUACAGAACCUCCUCCCAGAGCGGCAGUAUAAGUUCAGAGUCCGAGCAGAGAACAUCUACGGAGUCGGAGAGCCGAGCGCUGAGUCCGAGCCGGUGACUGUCGGCCUGGUGGAUGACGGUGAGAACCUCUCUGACCUGUUUUCGGCUUCAUUCAACUCAGAAAAGGAGCCGGACUACAGAGAUGUGACCAUCAGAACAGACGUGAAGGUGAAGGAGCUGUACGACGUGGAGGAGAGACUGGGAACGGGGAAGUUUGGUCAGGUCUUCAAGCUCGUGGAGAAGGCAACGAAGAAGGUUUGGGCGGGAAAGUUCAUCAAGGCGUACUCAGCGAAGGAGAAAGAGAACGUCCGGCAGGAGAUCGGCAUCAUGAACAGCCUCCAUCACCCCAAACUGGUCCAGUGUAUCGACGCCUUCGAGGGCAAGUCGGACAUCGUCAUGGUCCUGGAGAUUGUGUCCAGUGGGCUUCACCUGGUUCAGUCCGGUUCACUGGGACGUCUGUCUGUUCUCAGGCUGAGCGGUUUGUCUCCAUUCAUGGGUGAUAACGAUAACGAGACGCUGUCCAACGUCACCUCGGCCACCUGGGACUUUGAGGACGAGGCCUUCGAUGAGAUCUCCGAUAACGGCAAAGACUUCAUCACCAACCUUCUGAAGAAAGACAUGAAGGCUCGACUCACCUGUGCUCAGUGUUUCGAACACACCUGGCUGAAGCAGGACACCAACACCAUGAAGGCCAAGAAGCUCUCCAAGGAGAGGAUGAAGAAGUACAUCCUGAGGAGGAAGUGGCAGAAAACGGGUCACGCUGUUCGAGCCAUCGGCAGACUGUCGUCCAUGGCCAUGAUGGCCGGGGUCAGCGCCAAGAAGGGCUCGCCCACCGAAGAGGACAACCAGUUCCUGGAGUGUUUGGAGUACGAGCAGAAGACGGAGUGCAAACCCACCUUCAGCUCAGUCAUCAAGGACGUGGAGGUGGUGGAGGGCAGCGCCGCUCGCUUCGACUGCAAGAUAGAAGGUUACCCCGACCCUGAGGUGGUUUGGUACAAGGACGAGCAGCCCAUCAAAGAGACCCGGCACUACCAGAUCGACUACGACGAAGAAGGAAACUGCAGUCUGGUCAUUUCAGAGGUUUCUGGCGACGAUGACUCCAAGUACACGGUGAAGGCGGUGAACAGUCUGGGGGAGGCGACCUGCACCGCCGAGCUGCUGGUGGAGGUGAUGGCUGGAGAGGAGGAGGAGGAGGAGGAGGAGGAGGAGUGAAGCAGUGAAGUAGUGACUGGACUCCCACAGGAGGAGGAGGAGGAGGAGGUGUUUGUGCCUCCUCAGCAAAAAUGAUCCACAACUAACAGUGACUGGAGGAGCAGGUGGGCGGAGUUUAACACACCUGUCCUCUCCUAAUUAAACAGUGUUUAUUCAUAUUUUUUGUAUUUAAAAUGCAGCUGUGUUUUUAUAACUUGAAAAGCUGCGUCAAGUAUAAAUAUAUCAACGCCAAAACCUGAACAAAUGGAUCAAUGAAGGAUUCGGUUGGUUCUGCAAGAUGCCAGCUUUAAACUAGAAGCAUGAGCGACCCGUUUGUGUCACUGCUGAGCGGUUCUGCUCCGGUCAUCUGGCACAAAGGUCACAGCUGGAUAUUCAGAUCACGUCUUAUUUUACACCCAGAAGUUUCUAAAACACGAAAGCCACAGUGACCGUUUUCAGUCCUUUGUUUACCUGUGUGUUAAGCUCCGCCCACCCAACACCUGGAGAACAGAAGCUCCACCCCCUCAGGUUAGCUUCUGAGCAUUUGUGGGUUUCAUCUCAGACUUUCUAUCAUUGCUCUUUGGGUAGCUGGGGUUUUCUGUCCAUUCUGAGAAAGCCUCACUGUGAGCGGUCGUUUCACACUUUGACCUCCAGACUCAGAGUUCAACAUUUAACUGUGUUCCAUCUCUGAUCAACUCUGAGGUAAGAUUCUGAGAAACGAGACAGAAAGUCUCAGUGUUGUGUUUGAGCAGAGAGACGGUAACAAAGUCUUGAUGAAGAGUCCUGAAGUUCUUCAGCUGCAGCUCCCUGAAUCCUUCCCCAGAGACUCAUGGGAGCUGUAGUUCUGCACCACUGAUCCGGUACUCACAGUGCAGACUGGAGAUCUCUCCCCAGACGGUUUCACCACCAGUCACACCUCCAUGGUUUAGAUGACAAUAAACAGGCAGUUAGAACUGAAGAGCACUGGGAUGAAGGUGAAACGUCUGGAAGAACCAGAGUCCAGCUGCUUGGACUCUUGUUGUCGCUGGACUGAACCAGGACUUUGUGCUGACGUAGACCUGCUUCCUGUGGGAGUCGCUGAGGAAGACGAUGGUACGAGGACAGAGGUGGAGCUGAGCAGAGCCAUAUAUUCACAGAGUUCAGUCGACGUGACCCAUGUGAUAGUUAAUGUGAAUGAACAAACCUCACCAGACUCAUUUCACACACACACUGCUAGCUAGCGCUUGUUAGCUAAUGUUAGCUCUGUUGCUAAUGAACUCUGUUGUGUUAGCAGCCUCAGAGUGAAUUAAUGCUCUCUUCAGGUGGAUUUAAUGAGCUGCUGGUUACAACAUGCUGUGUUCACAGAGUUUAGUGUUUCCUGCUGACUGGGGGCUGCAGG
Molecule: messenger RNA, 6151 nt
Organism: Stegastes partitus (bicolor damselfish)
Lineage: Eukaryota; Metazoa; Chordata; Actinopteri; Pomacentridae
Gene: mylka
Product: myosin, light chain kinase a
Exons: 31
Coding region: 1-4794 (1597 amino acids)
Biological process (GO): protein phosphorylation
Molecular function (GO): protein kinase activity; protein binding; ATP binding
Source: RefSeq, a predicted model, not a curated record